Messenger RNA from Aureobasidium subglaciale EXF-2481, 492 nucleotides. RefSeq lists its product as uncharacterized. Bases 1 to 492 code for a protein of 163 amino acids. The record is from RefSeq and is a predicted model, not a curated record. Gene Ontology annotation, biological process: endosomal transport; positive regulation of TOR signaling; lysosome organization. NCBI's taxonomy places the organism in Eukaryota, Fungi, Ascomycota, Dothideomycetes, Dothideales, Saccotheciaceae. The transcript is spliced from 2 exons. Gene Ontology annotation, cellular component: late endosome membrane; membrane raft; Ragulator complex.
AUGGGCAUCUGUUCCAGUUGUCUCGGUUCAAAUCGGCGAGCUUCGCGCGAGGCGUCUGAGACCGAAGGCCUUCUGUAUGAAGACGCAACCCAGCCGCAGUAUGGCACCGUCACUGCUGGCGCGACUCUGCCAGAGCCCGAUCCGGAAGAAUUGAGAAGGGAACGCGAGAUCCUCGAGCGCAUCUGCGCCCAAACUUCGAAGUGCGCAUCUCAGCAGCUCCCGCUCAAGCGACGUGCUAAUACUUUGAGUAGCGAACUUAUCGAUGUCCUGCACCACGAGUCCAAACUUACCAGCGAUUACCCCGACCUCCUCAACAAACACUUUCCUCCCUCCUCCAGUGGCGCCUCUUCCCCUACAAGCACUGUCGUCGAUGAAGAUGCUUGGCUCGCUGCCACUCAAGGCUCCGAGCGAGAACUCUGGGGCGAGGUCAAGGGCCUCAAUCCUGGUGAACUUGUCCUCGAGCUCCACCCGCCGAACGCUAUAACAAAGUGA